CCGGCAGUUGGACGUUCGAACGAUCUCGUCGACUGCCCCGCGUUAGGCUGGACGUCUGGUGAUAUAUCGGCUUCGGCAGUUAGGUUCUUCCAGUAGCUGUGAAGAUGGGCGGCCUAUUACGUAGCGAGGAGAUGACUCUUUGCCAACUGUUCCUUCAGUCCGAAGCAGCUUACGGCUGCGUGUCCGAGCUAGGAGAGUUGGGCUUGGUCCAGUUCCGAGAUCUCAACCCUGACGUCAACGUUUUCCAACGAAAGUUCGUCAACGAGGUUCGUCGCUGCGAUGAAAUGGAGCGGAAACUACGAUUUCUGGAGAAGGAAAUAAAAAAGGAUGGCAUCCACAUGCUGGACAUCGGCGACAACCCAGAGGCGCCACAACCCCGAGAGAUGAUCGACUUGGAGGCCACAUUUGAGAAACUUGAGAAUGAAAUGAAAGAGGUAAACACCAAUGCCGAGGCUCUGAAGAAGACCUACCUCGAGCUCACUGAGCUGAAGCACAUUCUGCGUAAAACUCAGGCCUUCUUUGAUGAGGUGGAAUUUCAUCACCGUGCACAGAUGCACGACCAGAGCACCCAGGAAGAGCACGUCAUGCUGCUGGGAGACGAGGGCCUCAGGGCUGGCGGACAGGCCCUCAGGCUCGGGUUCGUGGCCGGUGUGGUGCUGCGGGAGCGGCUGCCUUCCUUCGAGCGCAUGCUGUGGCGCGUGUGCCGCGGGAACGUGUUCCUCCGCCAGGCCGCCAUCGAAACCCCUCUGGAGGACCCAGUCACCGGUGACCAAGUCUACAAGACGGUCUUCAUUAUCUUCUUCCAAGGGGAGCAGCUGAAGACGCGAGUCAAGAAGAUUUGUGAAGGGUUCCGUGCUACACUUUAUCCAUGCCCUGAGACCCCGGCAGACAGGCGGGAGAUGUCCAUUGGCGUGAUAUCCCGCAUUGAAGACCUCAACACAGUUCUGGGCCAAACACAGGACCAUCGUCACAGAGUGUUAGCAGCUGCGGCCAAGAACAUCAAGAACUGGUUUGUGAAGGUCCGCAAGAUCAAGGCCAUCUACCACGCCCUGAACCUAUUCAACUUGGACGUGACACAGAAAUGUCUCAUAGCCGAGUGCUGGUGUGCUGUCUCCGACCUUGAGAAGAUCCAGAUAGCCCUGCACCGAGGCACGGAUCGUGGUGGCAACACAGUGCCGUCUAUCCUGAACCGCAUGGAGACCAAGGAGACCCCGCCCACCUAUAACCGCACCAAUCGCUUCACUGUGGGAUUCCAGAGCAUCGUUGAUGCCUAUGCUGUGCCAAGUUACCGGGAGGUGAACCCAGCCCCGUUCACAAUCAUCACGUUUCCAUUCCUGUUUGCUGUGAUGUUUGGAGAUGCUGGCCACGGUACCCUGAUGUUCCUCUUUGCACUGUGGAUGGUUCUCAAGGAGAAAUCCCUGCAGGCUCAAAAGUCUGACAAUGAGAUCUGGAACACUUUCUUUGGUGGCCGAUACAUCAUCCUGCUUAUGGGGGCCUUCAGCAUCUACACCGGCGUCAUCUACAAUGACACCUUCUCGAAAUCCUUCAACAUCUUUGGCUCGUCCUGGUUUGUUCCAAAGAAGGUGGAUUAUAACGAGAAUGAGCAGCUGGACCCAGUAGACAACUACUUGGGAUCGCCUUACCCUUUUGGCGUGGAUCCUGUGUGGCAGGUGGCUACCAACAAGAUUCCUUUCACCAACUCUUACAAGAUGAAGAUGUCCAUUGUGCUUGGUGUGUCGCAGAUGCUUUUUGGAGUUUUUCUCAGUCUUUGGAACCACAGGUUCUUCCGCAACAUUGCCAACGUGUGGUGUGAGUUUGUGCCUCAGCUGCUGUUCCUGUGUUCCAUCUUCGGCUACCUCGUGAUCAUCAUCUUUGCCAAGUGGACCAUCAACUUUGGAAAGGACACGUUCUGUGCUCCCAGCCUCCUGAUCGCGCUCAUCAACAUGUUUCUCUUCUCCUACCCAACCGAGCCUUGCUACCAGGCACAGUUCUACAAUGGACAGAAAGGCCUGCAGAGCUUGCUGGUCUUUGUGGCCUUGAUUUGCAUCCCGUGGAUCCUGCUUGCCAAGCCCUUCUAUCUGCGCCACAAGCACAAGAUGGCAAUGAGCGCCAGGGCUGGCCGUCCAAACACGAUGGCUGUUGCCUCCAGCUCGUCUCAUCACGACCCAAAGGACGCCGAAGAAGGGGCAGUGGCCAAUGCGACAUCAGAGCCACCCAAAGCUGUUGGUGGAGGCGGCCACGGUGGAGGAGCCCACGGCGGUCACGGCAACGAGUUGGGUGAAUUUGAUUUUGGCGACACCUUCAUCAACCAGACGAUCCACACCAUCGAGUACUGCCUGGGUUCUGUGUCGCACACUGCUUCCUACCUCCGACUUUGGGCUCUGAGCCUGGCUCAUGCACAGCUGUCGGAGGUGCUGUGGAACAUGGUCCUGAAGAAUGGCCUCAUGCCCAUCAGUGUGGUCGGGGGCUUUGUGAUGUACUUCACAUUUGCCGCCUGGGCGUUCCUCACCGUGGCUGUGCUGCUCAUCAUGGAAGGGCUGUCAGCUUUUCUGCAUGCCUUGCGUCUCCACUGGGUGGAAUUCCAAAGCAAGUUUUACAAGGGAGAAGGGUACAUGUUUGUGCCAUUCGCAUUCGAGGCCAUCCUGGAGGCACCUAUUGCAGAAGACUAGAUAUGUACAAAAAAAUACUCCUUUUCUUUUUCAAUAAGAAAAUUAUGUUUCGACAUGGCUGUUUAAGUGCAU
Molecule: messenger RNA, 2741 nt
Organism: Rhipicephalus microplus (southern cattle tick)
Lineage: Eukaryota; Metazoa; Arthropoda; Arachnida; Ixodida; Ixodidae
Product: V-type proton ATPase 116 kDa subunit a 1-like
Biological process (GO): vacuolar acidification; proton transmembrane transport
Cellular component (GO): vacuolar proton-transporting V-type ATPase, V0 domain; plasma membrane; vacuolar proton-transporting V-type ATPase complex
Molecular function (GO): proton-transporting ATPase activity, rotational mechanism; ATPase binding
Source: RefSeq, a predicted model, not a curated record